This is a messenger RNA of Dermacentor albipictus, 1731 nucleotides long. RefSeq lists its product as uncharacterized. The record is from RefSeq and is a predicted model, not a curated record. NCBI's taxonomy places the organism in Eukaryota, Metazoa, Arthropoda, Arachnida, Ixodida, Ixodidae.
GAUGAGGGAAACAUCAUUAAAUCAUCACCGACAACAGCGGUUACAACAAUGCAGUGGAUUGUUGACGAACGAGGUGACGCCACUGCCGGCCAAAUAACGCAAACAACUUAUCUUCACUGGCGCCCAAGGAUCUACGCGCACUACGUGAGCUCCUCGACGUAUUUCCCGGAGCGGAGUAGUCGCCACUGGGACACCUCGGGCCACACAGCCAGCGACCUCUCGACGAGCGAAGGCAGACUGUUCGUGGUCGCUACGCGCGAACCCGACACCCCUAGGCUGGACCUGACGUGCUGGUCGUUUGCCUUGGCCUUCCUGGUGGUCAUGGUGGUGGCCAUGGUACUGUUCGCCGCCCGCCACCGAAGACGCCUGCUCGACGAAGAAGUGCUCCUGGCGGACAGCGCCGACAGAGAUGGCCUGCAGGGGGAGGCGGCACUCCGGGAAGCCUCUGACCGCAAGCGGAAAGGAGCCGUGUUUGCCACUCACUCCAGCGGGACCAGCAGGCGACCGAAGACCGAGGUAGCGGUGGCGGGGAGGCAUGCCCGGGGAGGCGUGCCCGUGAAUUUCUACAAGAGCACGCCCCGGAAAACGACACUGAGCCCGUCUGGCAAUCGAAGACCUGCGCGCAAGUCCAUAGGCGAGGCACACGAUGAUGAACUCGCGUGGAAGAAGAAUACAGCGAAAAAAGCUGAUGUCGACCGAAAAAACAAUCGCACGAGACCUCGGAAGCCCAUGACGACUGCAGCACAGACAUCUCCUGCCGUUAUUUUCACAUUAAAAAGAACGCCACACCGAAGACCAUUUAUAAAUUUCGCGGUAACGACAGCAAAGACAGCUGGAGUGACAUCAACGUCGGCAGCUUCAUUUACGACCACGAAACCACCGUCGACCGCGCCAUCCAGAUUCCCAUUGAAGACCAGGGUCAUUUGGAGACCGCGUCCAACUACCGGGAUCGUGAACUCGUUUGGGGCAAAUAGCCCGUCCCCUGCGGCCCCUUUUGCUGGGGGUGUUUUUCGUGACUUUACCAAGUAUUCGUUGGUGCCGACUAUGCAAAGAACUUUGACGCCCACUGCCGAGAGAGGCUUUCCGGAGUCUACGACGUCGUCGUUCAUAAAGACGAAACAAGAUGGCGUUAUGAAGUACUCGGUGAUCACCGUGCCACUGGCGACUGUCUUCGAUCUGCCGAAAAGCUUCUUGCUUGACAAGACUUCAAGAGGUGCUGCGUCUGGUUCCUCAAGCCACACUGCCAAGGCCUCGACUCUAGAAACUGACGAAUCCGUGGCGCACACGGAACCAUUCGCUGAUGAUUCUUUGAACUAUUUCGCAUAGUAAGGAAGGUGAAAGUGAGUGCGACGGUUUUCCACGGGGGACACGAAAGGCUUUUUACAGUGGGACCGUCAAGUUAAGUUCGCAUAAGUGUAAUGUAGCAUGUAGAGAUUUCAUGCUGUGGGCAGAAUUCACGGCUUUCAGUGCUUUCAUCUGGGCGUUACGGCACGUUGUGUGAAGACCGAAAUAACAUCUUAAAGUGAACCCUCUUCAAAACGCUUAUGGUGUAACAGUCCUUGAGCUUCGUGCAAGAUGGAUACAUAAAUAUUUGUCGCCUUGCCACGAGGAGAUUGUUAUGUGUAAGUACUCGAUGUUUUUGUUGUGAUAGGUCUUUUUGAAUCGUCAUUACGAGGAAAAUCGUCCUUCCCAGCAGUACAAGAUAACAUAUAAUAAUAUAGUAAUAUGUCC